Molecule: messenger RNA, 3150 nt
Organism: Anguilla rostrata (American eel)
Lineage: Eukaryota; Metazoa; Chordata; Actinopteri; Anguilliformes; Anguillidae
Gene: mcm2
Product: minichromosome maintenance complex component 2
Exons: 16
Coding region: 122-2782 (886 amino acids)
Biological process (GO): double-strand break repair via break-induced replication; mitotic DNA replication initiation; DNA replication
Cellular component (GO): MCM complex; nucleus
Molecular function (GO): 3'-5' DNA helicase activity; ATP binding; single-stranded DNA helicase activity
Source: RefSeq, a predicted model, not a curated record
UGGGAGUGCUGUCGUCAUGUUACAUAUUCAUAAUAUUUCGCGCGCUUUCGUAUCACAUGUAAUUUUCGCGCGAAUUUGUUCAGUUCUAGUGUGCUGUUGAACGGGAUAGUAGUAUCUGAAAAUGGCGGACUCGUCUGAAUCGUAUCACAUGGCAACCAGCCCCCCGGCCUCCCGCCGUGGAGACCUGACCUCCAGCCCCGGCAGGGACCUCCCUCCCUUCGAGGAUGAGUCCGAGGGGUUGCUAGGAGAUGCGCACCUGGAGGAAGAGGAAGAUGACGGGGAGGAAUUGAUUGGAGAUGGGAUGGAGAGGGACUACCGGGCCAUCCCGGAGCUGGACAGGUACGAGGCGGAGGGCCUGGCCGAGGAUGAGGACCUGUCUGAGCUCUCCCCCGGAGCCCGGGCGGCCGCAGAAGCAGCUCUGGACAUGAGAGACCGCGCGGAGGGCCUGAGGGGCCGCAUGAGGACGAGCCUACUGUACGACAGCGAGGAUGAGGACGAGGGCCGGCCGGCCCGUAAGCGGCGUCUGGCGGAGCGUGCGGCGGAGGGGGCGGCCGGGGACGGCGAGGACGAGGAGAUGAUCGAGAGCAUCGAGAACCUGGAGGACAUGAAGGGCCACACGGUGCGCGAGUGGGUGUCCAUGGCCGCGCCCCGCCUGGAGAUCUACCACCGCUUCAAGAACUUCCUGCGCACGCACGUGGACGAGCACGGCCACAACGUCUUCAAGGAGAAGAUCAGCGACAUGUGCAAAGAGAACAAGGAGAGCUUGGUGGUGAACUACGAGGACCUGGCUGCUCGGGAGCAUGUGCUGGCCUACUUCCUGCCCGAGGCGCCCACCGAGAUGCUGAAGAUCUUCGACGAGGCGGCCAAGGAGGUGGUGCUGGCCAUGUACCCCAAAUACGACCGCAUCGCACACGAGAUCCACGUGCGCAUCUGCAACCUGCCCCUGGUGGAGGAGCUGCGUUCCCUCAGGCAGCUGCACCUGGACCAGCUGAUCCGCACCAGCGGGGUGGUGACCAGCUGCACAGGCGUGCUCCCCCAGCUGGGCAUGGUCAAGUACAACUGCAACAAGUGCAACUUCAUCCUGGGGCCCUUCUUCCAGUCCCAGAACCAGGAGGUCAAGCCCGGCUCCUGCCCCGAGUGCCAGUCCCUGGGCCCCUUCGAGAUCAACAUGGAGCAGACCGUGUAUCAGAACUACCAGCGAAUCACCAUCCAGGAGAGCCCGGGGAAGGUGGCGGCCGGACGGCUGCCGCGCUCGAAGGACGCCAUCCUGCUGGCCGACCUGGUGGACGGCUGCAAGCCCGGCGACGAGAUCGAGCUGACGGGGAUCUAUAGCAACAACUAUGACGGCUCGCUGAACAUGGCCAACGGCUUCCCGGUGUUUGCCACGGUGAUCAUGGCCAAUCACAUCGCGCGGAAGGACGAGGGCGUGGCGGUGGCAGAGCUCACGGAUGAGGACGUGAAGGCCAUCGUGGCUCUGUCCAAGGACGAGCGAAUUGGGGAGAGGAUCUUUGCCAGCAUGGCCCCCUCAAUCUACGGGCACGAGGACAUCAAGAGGGGGCUGGCCCUCGCUCUGUUUGGAGGGGAGCCCAAGAACCCAGGUGGGAAGCACAAGGUGCGCGGCGACAUCAACGUGCUGCUCUGCGGGGACCCCGGCACGGCCAAGUCCCAGUUCCUCAAGUACGUGGAGAAGGUGGCCAGCCGGGCGGUGUUCACCACGGGCCAGGGGGCGUCGGCGGUGGGCCUGACGGCCUACGUCCAGCGCCACCCGGUCACCCGCGAGUGGACCCUGGAGGCUGGAGCCCUGGUGCUGGCCGACCGCGGCGUCUGCCUGAUCGACGAGUUCGACAAGAUGAACGACCAGGACAGGACCAGCAUUCACGAGGCUAUGGAGCAGCAGAGCAUCUCCAUAUCCAAGGCUGGGAUCGUCACCUCCCUGCAGGCCCGCUGCACUGUCAUCGCCGCGGCCAAUCCCAUCGGUGGCCGGUAUGACCCCUCCCUCACCUUCUCGGAGAACGUGGACCUGACGGAGCCCAUCGUUUCCCGUUUUGAUGUUCUGUGUGUGGUUCGAGACACGGUGGACCCCGUCCAGGACGAGAUGCUUGCCCGUUUCGUGGUGGGCAGCCACAUCAAGCAUCACCCCAGCAACAGGGAAGGGGGCGUGGCCAGCCUGGAGGAAGUGGUGCUGCCGAACUCGUCGGACGUGCCCCCCAUCCCGCAGGAGCUCCUGAGGAAGUACGUCAUGUACGCCAAGGAGCGCGUGCGGCCCAAGCUCAACCAGAUGGACCAGGACAAGGUGGCCCGGAUCUACAGCGACCUGCGCAGGGAAUCCAUGGCGACGGGCAGCAUUCCCAUCACGGUCCGUCACAUCGAGUCCAUGAUCCGCAUGGCGGAGGCCCACGCACGCAUGCACCUGCGCGACUACGUCCUGGAGGACGACGUCAACAUGGCCAUCCGCGUCAUGCUGGAGAGCUUCAUCGACACGCAGAAGUUCAGUGUGAUGAGGAGUAUGAGGAAGACCUUCGCUCGCUACCUGGCCUUCAGGAGGGACAACAAUGAGCUCCUGCUCUUCAUCCUGAAGCAGCUGGUGUCGGAGCAGGUGGCCUAUCAGAGGAACCGCUACGGGGCCCAGCAGGACACCGUGGAGAUCCCAGAGAAAGACCUGGCAGACAAGGCCAGGCAGAUCAACAUCCACAACCUGUCUGCGUUCUACGACAGCGAGGUCUUCCGCUUCAACAGGUUCGCCCAUGAUACCAAGAAGAAACUCAUCCUGCAGCAGUUCUGAAUCAGCCCGCAGACUGGGCCGCUGCAGGCCUCUAGAUGUGUAUAUAUUUGUAUAUUUGGGUCACCUUUGAAGAUGAUUGAUAGUUUGGGGGAGGAGUGGGUGCCAGAAGUGUCUCGGGGCCCAUUUUGGCUCUUUUUCCUGAGUUUGUUUCCUGACUGUUUUAUGAUGAUUAGUGACUGCUCAGCGCACUGCCAGUUAAUGACCAUGAAAAUUGGUUUUCUCACCUGUUUUAUGUGUUUUGUGUGUCACCGGGGUUGUUCAGAAAAGCUCUGCCUUUGACACGUGCUGAGGGAAAAUACAGAAGUUGUACUGGAAUAUGGAAGUUGUGUGUUGCUUCACUGAAGUGUUACAUUAAACUAUGAACUGUG